AUGGACUCUGAAUCAAAUGAAGUUGAAUUGAAAAGUGUCGUUUCUGAUACGAAACGCACUAGAUUUCAAGUUAAAUUGGUAGAUUGUGAAACCCCUCAAAGGAUGCGAUUAGACAGUGCUUCAUCAGAUGAUAAUAAAUAUAAAAGUUUUCGGCAACUGACCCGUGAAGCAUUACCAAGAUUAGACAAUUACCGAAAUAUUAUGUCAGUGCAUGUUGCAUGUAGACCUACUUUGGAUGAACUACAUAAUUGUGAUCUGGCUGAAAAAAAUAUGGAAGCUCAAGAAAAUGAACCUAGUAGACCAAUAAAGAAAAAACAUGAACAAGGGUGGAUUAAAGGAGUUCUUAUCCGUAACCUAGUACAAAUAUGGGGUCUCAUGUUAUUUUUAAGAGUAGCAUGGGUUGUUUGUACUACUGGUUUAUUUUCAGGAAUUGUUAUAAUAUUGUUUGGUGGUGCUAUCACAACUAUAACUGCUUUAUCUAUGUCAGCAAUUAGUACAAAUGGUGUAUUGAAAGAAGGUGGUACUUACUUUAUGAUAUCUCGUUCUCUUGGGCCAGAAUUUGGUGCUUGCAUUGGUGUAAUCUAUUCUAUAGCAUUGUCUGCUGCAUGUGCAAUGCAUACAGUAGGAUUUUGUGAAAUGGUUCAGAUUCUUUUGAACUCGUUUAAUUUAUCUAUAUUGGAUGGUGAAGUACAGGAUAUGAGGCUUCUUGGAAUCUGUUUAACUACUGCAUUGCUGUGUGCAACAUUAGGUGGCAUUAGGUCACGAAUUCAGGUACAUGCAGCUGUUCUAGUACUUAUGAUUGCAGCAAUUUUGGAUGUAUUUAUAGGAGCUAUUUGUGGACCAAAAAGUAAAGCUGAAAGAGAUGAAGGUUUCAUUGGUUUUAGCUGGGAUGCAAUUAAUAAUAAUAUAUUCAAGAAUGAAACUUUUGACGAUUGGUGUAAAAGUUUUUGGUAUGGUUUUAGUAUAUUUUUUCCUGCAGUUUCUGGAUUUUUAGCAGGAACAAAUAAAUCAGGCGAAUUAAAAGAUUCAUUAAGAGCAAUACCAAGAGGUUCCUUAACAUCUAUUUUUAUUUCUUCUUCUGUAUACAUUAGUAUAGCAAUUUUGGUUGGUUCAACAUUUAUAGAUCAAGAUCCUCAUUAUAAGUCUAAUUUUGAUGAUCAUAAACAUUAUGCAGUCAAUCGAACUAUUGGACUUAUAGCAUUUUUUAGCCCAUUAGUAUACGCAUGUAUCUUGGCCUCAACAUUAACAGCCUCAUUUUCUUCAUUUUUAGCUGCUCCAAAAGUAUUUCAAAUGUUAUGCAACGAUAGACUUUACAAUAAUCUUUCAUGGUUUGGAUUUAGUAAUAAAUCAGGAGAGCCAAUAAGAGCUGAUAUUUUAACUACAUUAAUUGUUUUGCUGUUUAUACUUCCUGGUGAUUUGAAUGCAAUAUUACCUUCAAUAUCAAAUAUAUUUCUUAGUGUUUAUGCGUUGAUAAAUUUCAGUACAUUUCAUGCAUCAUUAGUUAAACCAAUUGGAUGGCGUCCUACUUUUAAAUUGUAUAAUAUGUGGUUAAGUUUAGGAGGUUCAAUGUUAUGUGUAGUGUUGAUGUUUGUCAUUAGCUGGGGAACAGCUUUGGUGACGUUAGCAGCUAUAUUAGCCUUGUACUUAAUAGUAUCAUAUCAAAAACCAGAUGUCAAUUGGGGUACAAGUACCCAAGCUCAAACUUACAAACAAGCUCUAUUGGCUGUUCACAAUCUUAUAAGGGUGGAAGAUCAUGUUAAAAACUUUAGACCGCAACUACUUGUACUUACUGGAAUGACAUCUGCUAGACCAUCAUUAAUUGAUUUUGCACAUCUCAUUACAAAAAAUUUGUCAUUGCUUGUAUGCGGAAAUAUUAUCAAAGCUCCAUCUUCACAAAAGUUACUUGAAGUUUAUUCAAAACGUGCCAUAAAUUGGUUAUGUUACCACAAAAUCAAAGGAUUUUAUGUACAAAUAGAUGGUACUAAUUUUGACGAUGGUGCAAAGAGUUUAAUGCAAACAGUUGGAUUAGGCAAACUGAAACCAAAUAUUGUUAUGUUAGGAUAUAAGAGCAAUUGGUUCAAAUGUAGUUCUCAAGAUUUAAAUAUGUAUUUCAAUGUGUUACAUAAAGCUUUAGAUAUUCAUAUGGCUGUAUGUAUAUUACGUGUCAAAUCUGGACUAAAUUUUUCUAAUUCAAUUCUUAUUGAUGAAAUGCAGCUUGAUAUGAUGGUAAACCGUAAAGCAUCAUAUCUAUCAGAAGAACCAUUUUUACAUAGUAGAUCACAGUCAAUGUCUACUGUUACUGAUAAAAAUGACAGUGAUGAAGAAAAUGAAUUAUUAAACAAAGAAACAUCUACUUCAUUCACUAAGCAGUCUACUGAUGAUAAAGUUGAUCAACCAAAAUUAAAUAAAAAUCAAAAAGUUAAUAUUGUCAAAGGAACUGAUGGUUAUGAUUUACCCAAAGACACUAUGAAUGAGAUUACCCGGUUUCAACGUAAACAAAAGAAAGGUUCAAUUGAUGUUUGGUGGCUGUAUGAUGAUGGAGGUCUUACAUUACUUUUACCAUAUAUCUUAAGCACAAGAGGUAAUUGGUCGUCUUGUAAAUUGAGAGUAUUUACAAUUGCUAAUAAAAAAGAUCAAUUGGAAUUUGAACAAAGAAGUAUUGCUAGUUUGUUAGCCAAAUUUCGUAUUGAUUAUUCAGAUUUGUUAGUAAUAACAGACCUUAUGAGGAAACCACAUGAAGAAACAUUAGCUUUUUAUGAUGGAUUGAUUAAAAGUUAUAAACCUAAAGGACCAAACAGUGAAAAUGAUGGUAUAAAAGAGUCUGAGUUAACAGCAAUGAAAGAAAAAACAAAUCGUCAUCUUCGGUUAAGAGAACUGCUUUUAGAAAAUUCACAGGAAGCCAACUUAAUUGUAAUGACUUUACCAAUGCCUAGAAAAAAUGUAGUACCAGCUUCUUUGUAUAUGUCCUGGCUAGAGACAUUGACACAAGGUAUGCCUCCAUUUCUUUUAGUGCGGGGCAAUCAAAGCUCUGUACUUACAUUUUAUUCCUAA
Molecule: messenger RNA, 3051 nt
Organism: Melanaphis sacchari
Lineage: Eukaryota; Metazoa; Arthropoda; Insecta; Hemiptera; Aphididae
Gene: Ncc69
Product: solute carrier family 12 member 3
Exons: 18
Coding region: 1-3051 (1016 amino acids)
Biological process (GO): chloride ion homeostasis; sodium ion transmembrane transport; cell volume homeostasis
Cellular component (GO): membrane
Molecular function (GO): sodium:potassium:chloride symporter activity
Source: RefSeq, a predicted model, not a curated record